Molecule: messenger RNA, 776 nt
Organism: Aspergillus homomorphus CBS 101889
Lineage: Eukaryota; Fungi; Ascomycota; Eurotiomycetes; Eurotiales; Aspergillaceae
Product: putative 2-hydroxychromene-2-carboxylate isomerase
Exons: 4
Coding region: 74-739 (221 amino acids)
Biological process (GO): glutathione metabolic process
Cellular component (GO): peroxisome; mitochondrion
Molecular function (GO): glutathione peroxidase activity; glutathione transferase activity
Source: RefSeq, a predicted model, not a curated record
CAAGCCUAGAUAUCCUCUAUCAUAGACUGCAGACAAUAAUAUUAUCCCGGGGGAUCUUCAAACACAUACCAACAUGGCCAACCCAAGUAUAACCCUCUACUUCGACACCGUCAGUCCGUUCGGCUACAUCGCCUUCCACGUUCUCCGCACUUCCCCCAUUUUCUCAACCUGCAAAAUAACCUACGUCCCCAUCUUCCUAGGCGGUCUAAUGCACGCCUGCGGCAACACCCCGCCCGUUGAAAUCAAAAACAAAGACAAAUGGAUCGCCACGGAACGCAACAGAUGGGCAAAAUACUUCUCAGUGCCAAUCGUAGCCGAGACACCCCCAAACUUCCCACCACGCACACUGCACACGCAGCGCGCGCUGUGCGCCGUGGCACAGCUGGCGCCCGAGCAGCUGCUGAGCGUGCAGGAGGCGCUGUUCCGCACCUUCUGGGUGGAGGGAGACGGGCGAAUCGGCGAGCCGGCGUGUUUCGUGCCCGUGUUGGAGGCGGUAUUGGGGAAGGAGGUGGCCGCGAGGGUCGUUGAGAUUAUGGGAACACCCGAGAUCAAAGCGCAGCUUGCGGCCAAUACGGACCGCGCGUUCAAGGCCGGGGCGUUCGGGGUGCCGUGGCUGGAAUGCACGAACGCGCAGGGCAAGACGGAGGGGUUCUUCGGGGUGGACCAUUUGGGCCAGGUCGUGGAUUUUCUGGGGUUGGAGCGCGGGUUGGAUCGCGGGUUGAUGAGGGCUUUGUUGUGAGUCUCGGUUUUUAGUAUCCGUGAAAUUAUAUAAAUGC